UAUAGCCAGUAGGAAGGUUAGGUUUUAUAGUUUAUCCUUUAUGUUUUUUGCGUUGAAUCAUAUAUUAGUUAUAUGAAUAAUAUUUUUUCAUGAAAACUUUGUCAUAAGUUUGCAUUUUAAUUUUCUUUAGGAUAAUCCUAUAAAAGUUCCUCUUUUCUAAAUUUCCUUUAUUAUGAAUGGAAGCUAAUGGUGCUAGAAGUAGGUGAGUUAAAACUUGAAAAAUGGCUCAAGAGCCUAUUCAUAAAUGGGAUUGUGAAAAAGUAGUAGAAUGGCUCAAUGAUAAAGGCUAUUCCAAGUAUGCUCCAAAGUUUUUUUUAAAUAAAAUUGAUGGCAAAGCACUCCUCCUUCUGACUGAGACUGACUUGAAAACACCGCCCCUUAAUAUAGAAAUUUUAGGUGAUGUGAAACGUUUAUAUUUAGAUAUUAGGCAGCUUAAGCUGGACUCGCAAACAGUAUUGAUCGAACAUGGAUUUGAUCCUCAAUCUUUGCUUUAUUUUUCAAAAGGUCUUUCAAAUAUGAUCGCACAUAGCUACUCCAAUCAUCGAAUAGAGGAACAGAUUGUGAACUAUCGAUAUCAGCCUCUCGACGGUACGGAAAGCGAAUACUUACAUCCUCAGUCGAGUAGAUCGUCCGAAGAUGGUCAGGCAACUACCCUUCGGCCGGAAUUAUGGAAGUCUCUGAUAGCUCUUGGUUAUUGUUUCGUCGUCACUUGGAUCACUGCUUUCGUAAUGGUUAUCGUCCACGACCGUGUUCCAGAUAUGAAGAAAUACCCACCGCUACCUGAUAUAUUUCUCGACAACGUGCCACAUAUUCCAUGGGCCUUUCACAUGUGUGAAUGGACUGGGACUGUUCUCCUUCUCAUCUGGCUCUGUGUUCUCCUUGUUCACAAACACAGGUUUAUACUGUUGCGACGAUUCUUCGCUCUCAGUGGAACCGUAUUCCUGCUUAGGUGUAUAACGAUGCUUAUCACAUCUUUGUCAGUUCCCGGUACCCACUUGGACUGCAAUCCUCGACCCUCCAUUGGAGACGGAGAGUUCGAUAUAUUCCAGAAAAUACGUGCUGCUUAUCACAUUUGGAAAGGAGCUGGGAUGUCGAUACAGGGCGUAAGAACCUGUGGAGAUUAUAUGUUUAGUGGGCAUACUGUAGCUCUUACCAUGCUUAAUUUCUUCAUUACCGAAUAUUCACCUAGAGACAUAUACCUCUUACACACUUUCUCCUGGCUGUUGAAUAUGUUUGGUAUCUUCUUCAUCCUCUCUGGUCAUGAGCAUUAUUCGAUCGAUGUAUUUAUAGCUUUCUACAUAACUUCCCGUCUGUUCCUUUAUUACCAUACUCUAGCGAACAACCAAUCACUGAUGCAGAGGGAUACCGGUAGGACUAGAAUAUGGUUCCCCCUCUUCAGUUUCUUCGAAUCUGGAGUUGAUGGUAUUGUACCAAAUGAAUACGAAUCACCCGUAGUCAUAGUGGAGAAGCUGUUUUGCUUUCUUAAAGAGACGUUGAAACGAAUUAUGUUCGUAUUCAUUGCUAAUCUAUCAAUGAAACCGGGUAGUGUUUCCAGUGUUCCUACGAACAACAUAAGCAGAAAGCACAAACGGAAAACACAGUAGAUAAGAAACUGUUAAUGAAAAUUUUGUGAUAUUUUUUUCCAAUACUGUUAAUACGGUUUACGCUUAGUAUGUGAGUAGAUUUUAUAUAAGACUUUUAUUUAUCCAAAGUAUUAUCCAAAAAUUUUAAUUAUUCUUUUUUUCUUUUAUUUAUUAUUUACUUUUUUAAUGUUUUAAAACUGGCCCAGUCUAAUUAAUUGUUUUUGUCAGCUUCAUAAUGAAGUAGUAACGAUUUUUUAUGCAUGGGUGUGAUGCUGAUGCUAUGUGUGUUUGGGUAUAUAAAAAUAUACCCUAUCCCA
Nezara viridula (southern green stink bug) is the source of this 1900-nucleotide messenger RNA. The record is from the annotation of a GenBank genome assembly. Lineage: Eukaryota; Metazoa; Arthropoda; Insecta; Hemiptera; Pentatomidae.